This is a messenger RNA of Brassica oleracea var. oleracea, 1646 nucleotides long. Its product is annotated as S-adenosylmethionine synthase 3-like. The record is from RefSeq and is a predicted model, not a curated record. Gene Ontology annotation, molecular function: ATP binding; methionine adenosyltransferase activity. Gene Ontology annotation, cellular component: cytosol. Gene Ontology annotation, biological process: S-adenosylmethionine biosynthetic process. Lineage: Eukaryota; Viridiplantae; Streptophyta; Magnoliopsida; Brassicales; Brassicaceae. The coding region runs from base 202 to 1374 and encodes 390 amino acids. The transcript is spliced from 2 exons.
GUGAAGGUAGCACGAUAAGAGCGGGCAAAACACAUACAGAGCGAGUCGAACUCCGAGUAACGCGGCGAGUUUAUCUCCUCCUCUCACUCACUCUUUUAUAUCUCAAUAAAUAAAUCUCAGAUCUUUCUCUCAUUACUCUCUCUCGUUUCUCUUUGCUCUUCUCUAGAUCUCAAAAUCCAUCUACUUCUUCGUUUAACAGAAAUGGAAACGUUCCUAUUCACCUCCGAAUCAGUCAACGAGGGACACCCCGACAAGCUCUGCGACCAAGUCUCCGACGCCAUCCUCGACGCAUGCCUCGAACAAGACCCCGAAAGCAAAGUCGCAUGCGAGACGUGCACCAAGACCAACAUGGUCAUGGUCUUCGGCGAGAUCACAACCUCCGCUAAAGUAGACUACGAAAAAAUCGUCAGAGCCACCUGCAGGGAGAUCGGUUUCGUCUCCGCCGACGUCGGCCUCGACGCCGACAAGUGCAACGUCCUGGUCAACAUCGAGCAGCAGAGCCCGGACAUCGCUCAGGGAGUUCACGGUCAUUUGACCAAGAAGCCCGAAGACAUCGGGGCCGGUGACCAGGGGCACAUGUUCGGUUACGCUACGGACGAGACUCCUGAGCUUAUGCCGUUGACUCACGUUCUCGCGACCAAGCUCGGCGCGAAGCUUACCGAAGUGAGGAAGAACAAGACUUGUCCCUGGUUGAGACCUGAUGGGAAGACGCAGGUCACCGUAGAGUACAAAAACGAUGGUGGUGCCAUGAUUCCUAUCCGUGUCCACACGGUUCUCAUCUCGACUCAGCACGAUGAGACCGUUACCAACGACGAGAUCGCUAAGGACUUGAAGCAGCACGUGAUCAAACCCGUGAUUCCCGCUAAGUACCUUGACGACAAGACCAUAUUCCACCUCAACCCGUCUGGUCGGUUUGUCAUCGGUGGGCCUCACGGUGACGCUGGGCUCACGGGGAGGAAGAUCAUCAUCGACACUUACGGUGGUUGGGGUGCUCACGGUGGAGGUGCUUUCUCCGGGAAAGAUCCCACCAAGGUUGAUAGAAGCGGUGCUUACAUCGUUAGGCAGGCUGCGAAGAGCGUGGUUGCAGCGGGCCUCGCGCGCCGCUGCAUUGUCCAGGUGUCGUAUGCUAUUGGUGUGCCGGAGCCGCUCUCGGUGUUUGUUGACACGUACAAGACUGGGACUAUCCCGGAUAAGGAUAUCCUUGUGUUGAUUAAGGAGGCCUUUGACUUUAGGCCUGGGAUGAUGGCUAUUAACCUUGAUUUGAAGAGAGGAGGUAACUUCAGGUUCCAGAAAACGGCGGCGUAUGGUCAUUUUGGGCGUGAAGAUCCUGACUUCACUUGGGAGGUGGUGAAGCCACUCAAGCCAAAGGCCUAAGACAAAACAAAAGAGUUGGCAGUUGCAAGAACUGAGGUGUUGAGAGACUCUCUCUCUCCCCACAACUACUACUGGGAACUUAUCAUUAAACUAUUAUUAUUGCAAAAGAUUUGAAUAAUCCCAUACUUUCACAUUUUGUUUUUGCUGUCACUGGAGUUUCAUGUUUUUAUUUCCUGGCUUUUUUUCUUCUUCUUAACCUCUUGUAUUGUAAUUUUGAUUGUCGAGAAACACAUCGUUGUGGUGUUAAAUAUUAUCGUUAUAUUCAAACUGAA